Messenger RNA from Vidua chalybeata, 2660 nucleotides. RefSeq names its product sodium/potassium transporting ATPase interacting 1 (gene NKAIN1). Lineage: Eukaryota; Metazoa; Chordata; Aves; Passeriformes; Viduidae. Gene Ontology annotation, biological process: regulation of sodium ion transport. The coding region runs from base 272 to 895 and encodes 207 amino acids. The record is from RefSeq and is a predicted model, not a curated record. The transcript is spliced from 7 exons.
CCAGGGCUGCGCGGCCCCGCGGCCCCCGCGCCGCCCGAGCGGGCUGUAGCGGGGCGGGGGGCGGAGGGAGAAGGGGGGCGAUGCCCCGCGCCGAGCCCAGCCCGCCGCUGUGCUGAGCCGGCGGGGCUGGCCGGAGGCUGGGGAGAGGGACAUGGUGCUGGAGCCCCCCGUGACGCUCCCCGGGUGGCCAAGGGGCGGCUGGUGAGGAGCCGGAGCGCGGCGGCGGAGCGAGGCCACGGUGAGGGAGCCCCGAGGAUCCGGCUGGGGAGCCAUGGGGAGAUGCAACGGGCGAUGCACGCUGGUGGGAUUCUGCUGCCUGCAGCUGGUCGCGGCGCUGGAGCGGCAGAUCUUUGAUUUCCUGGGAUACCAGUGGGCCCCCAUCCUGGCGAACUUCUUACACAUCAUGGCCGUGAUUUUGGGUAUUUUUGGGACCAUCCAGUACAGAUCCAGAUACCUCAUGAUGUACGCCGUGUGGUUGGUGCUGUGGGUCGGCUGGAACGCCUUCAUCAUCUGCUUCUACCUGGAGGUCGGGCGCUUGUCACAGGACCGAGACUUCAUCAUGACCUUCAACACCUCGCUGCACCGCUCGUGGUGGAUGGAGAACGGCCCGGGCUGCCUGGUGACGCCGGUGCUGAACUCCAACCUGGCGCCCGAGGACCACCACGUCAUCACCGUCAGCGGCUGCCUGCUCGACUACCAGUACAUCGAGGUGGUGAGCAGCGCCACGCAGAUCUUCCUGGCGCUCUUCGGCUUCGUCUACGCCUGCUACGUCAGCAAAGUGUUCCUGGAGGAGGAGGACAGCUUUGAUUUCAUCGGCGGCUUUGACUCCUACGGCUACCAGGCGCCCCAGAAGACGUCGCACCUGCAGCUACAGCCGCUCUACACCUCGGGAUAACCGGGAGCCAGCGGCGCCAGGACCCCGCGGAGCCACCACCCCCUGCUGCCACCACCCCCGGUGCGACGGGGCCACCACGGCGAGCCGCCCGUCCCCUCCUGCCCCCCCGGGACAUCCCAAAGCCAGCGCCGGGAGCCGCUCGUCCGCCCCACGGAGCCCGAACCCGCCGGGCUGUGCCACCCCCGGGGCUCGCAGCCUGCCCGCGAUGGGGACACGGCGACAGCGGGGAGGUGGCAGCGCUCACAGGACACCGCCGGCCUCAGUUUCUCCCAGCCUGGCUUUUCCUUGGAGCAGCGGAGCGGGACGGGUUUGGGACAGGGACAGGCACCGGCACCGCCCUGGGGACAGGCGGGCUUGGGACAAUUUCCUGAAAACGCCGCAUCUGGGCUCAGACUGGCCCCAAAAACGGGGAUUUUGCUCCCAGCGGGAAUUCUCCAGCCCCCCACACUGGGAUGAAGCAGCAUUGAAGGGGCUCGCUCUGGGACGCUCCGAGGAGCCGGAUCUGCCCAUCAGCAUCGCCUCGACGCCCAGAUUUGGGGACAUGGGGGGGCACCCAGGACCCCGAAAUCCCCCUGCACCCUCCCACAUUUUGGGGGCCUUGCUCCGAGCUGGGAACAGCGACGCUGCUGCGGCACCGCCCCCUCCCAGCCGUCCGAACGGAUCUGAUGAAUGUUUUGGGUUGCUUUGGGAUUUUAUUUUUUCCCCCCGCCCCAAUCAUUUCUUUGGGUUUUUAUUUAAUUUAAAGUGCCUGAGUAGACUCUGGCUGAGCCGGGCCCCCCCCCCAAGGCUGACACCGUGCCUUCAGCAUCGCUGGGACCCCCCCAGGGCCAUCCCAAACCUCGCCCAGGGCCGGGGGUCCCUCCCUGGUCCCUUCAUCCGGGGGGGGCUCGGUGCCAAACUCAUCCGUCAGGGACACCGGCACGGGGGGAAGGAUUUUUGGGGGUGGGAGAUGGGUUGGGCAGGGAUUGCUUUGCAGGAGGAGGAUCGGCUGGGAAGGAAAAGCCUUGGAAGGAACUGGAAGGAAAAAAAAAGGAGUUUCCUGGAGUGUCCCAGCUCCCCGGAAGCUCCUCGCUCUCCUUUCCGUGGGAUCUCCCCCAGGAUCCCUGGAUCUGCUCCGAAGGCCGCCCUGCACCCCUGGGAGCUGGGGGGUUUGGGUGGAUUUCACUCCCAGCUGUUUCUCCUCCAGUGCCAGGGCAGUUUUUACACCCUGGGGUGGUUUUUUUGUCCCUUCCCAAGAGGGAGCCCUGGAAGUGCCAGGGCCCGGAGCUGGGAUGGGCUGAGCCCCCCACAGCCCCCCGCCACCUCCAGCCAAGCUGCGAACUCUACAGGCAAUAACUUUUCCACCCUUUGCCCUUCUUUUUUCCAUGGAAAAUCGUGGUUUUUUUCAGGCAGUGAUCCCCCUCAUCCUCCAGAACAUAUCCCCAUCCCCAAGCCCUGGGGCCAGCAGCAUCUCUGGGGUUUAUUUUCCAUUCCAGGACCAAGGAUGCUCCACUGACCUGCUCUGGGAUGGGAUGGGAUGGACAGGCAGACACUCCCCCGCUCCCAACCCUUCCCAAAGCCAGCAGGAAGCAGCAGGCAGAGCUCGCUGGCAUUAAAGCUCUUGGGAAGAGCCUCCCCCGCUGGGCUCCACAGGAGCUGGGCACGGCGCUCCGGGACCUUGGGUGUUUCUGUUCCGUUGGCUUGGUUUUCUAUGAGCCCGUCUUUGUAACGUGAAUCGAGGAUUUCUUUUCUAUUCUGUAAUUAUAAAAGUCAAAGGAAAGUUUCA